AUGGAUUGCCCCUCACAAAUCUCCCCCGUCGAUGAUAUUUCACUCAAGGCGAGCCUUUCAUCGGAGGUUACAGGGCACAGAAGUAUGACUGAAGAACCUUUAAAUUGUCGGAUUGGCGUUCUCGACGAGUCAUCGUCACACAUCCGAGCUCGACCUCCUCACGAUCAGUCCCGUCGGCGAUGUGGAAGGAUUACCCAACAGUUGCGAAAACCCCUCCAGAGGCAUCACUCAAUAUCAAUUCCCCAACUUCAAGUUGCCGAGUCUGACCGCGAGUCUUCCGACUUUAAUUUAUUCUGGAACGGAUUUUUGCACAUAUCAUGGCGCAUCUUCGACAAUAUCAUACUCCUUCAGAUGGGGUCGGCCUACUUGAUACGAUUUCACGAGCUCGCACUGGUAGCUGGUGGAGGAAAUGAUCUCGUAUCGAUUGACGCCUGGAGGAAGGAGCAACAAGCGGAGUGGAAUCGACUGGCCCCAACGCUCGGGCUGCUGGCCGCAAUGCACGCAGCCAUCCUGGCCAUCAGUCCGGAGCCGCCAAAGCUGGCAUAUUCUUUAUGGCUGGGCGGUGGGACACUGAGCGUUUGUGGGCUCUUCACCGUGCAGUACUUCCCAAUCAGAGCCUUUUCGAUGACUGAUGAAGACGUGGGGUUCAUCGUCGAAAAUGGGAACGAUUUUUUCAACGUUACUCUCCUCGCUACAGCGGUUGCCAGCCCAGUCGUCAUAUGUCUCUGGGCUGCGGUUCUCUUUGUAGCUGGGAUGGUCGACUACAUCCUCGAGAGCGAUUUGGGAGGCUGCAAGUAUCGCAUUUUUGCGGCGCUUCCUGUAUGCUUUGGUAUCGUCACCGUCGUGAUGACAUUGGUCAUUGGGGAAACUAUUGAUAGGAGGAUGAGGCAAAAGGUGCUCUAUCGGUGCUUUCUGGGUUCGACCUGUCACUGA
Molecule: messenger RNA, 933 nt
Organism: Cyclocybe aegerita
Lineage: Eukaryota; Fungi; Basidiomycota; Agaricomycetes; Agaricales; Hemipholiotaceae
Source: the annotation of a GenBank genome assembly